Pocillopora meandrina is the source of this 3691-nucleotide messenger RNA. Lineage: Eukaryota; Metazoa; Cnidaria; Anthozoa; Scleractinia; Pocilloporidae. The record is from the annotation of a GenBank genome assembly.
AUCGUGAGCUUGUAACGUUGACCUGCCCUAAUGAGACGCCUGGAAUACAGGUUAGACAUAGGCUAUUUACUGACUUCAAGGUGGGUUGAUCUGCUUCCAAUUAUUAGAGGAAUUCCGUGACAUAAAUGCAAUGUGACUUAAUUAAUAUCAACAUGGCGCGGUGCUGGCAAAAUGAUGGUGUACUGUACAUGGUAGUCAUCGUGAUGGACACGUGUUCUCUACCAUUUCAUUAAGUUCGGAAACCUCUCAGUUAAAACGAGGAUUGCAAGUAUUCUACUCGCCAGUUUUCUCACUCAAAGUACUCUAAGGGUGAACGAUUUGUAACGGAUCAAUAUCUGCGCUUUAAUAAGCGAAUGUACAAGGUAUCAGUGCAUCUUUAAGUUUAUGUUUGACGGGAAUUUCCCGUGGGUCAUCGUAAGAUUGAAAGGAAAAUAUCAAAUCUACAUGUGCGGAUCAUGCGAAACAAAGGUUGCGAUUUCUGUAAAGAGCAAUUGUUAGACAGUUAAAAUUUUAGUUUUGGGUAAUGCACGAUUCUGCAACAAGAAUCGCGGUUUGAUGGAGUUUCCAGGCAGUUUAACAUCUACGUUUCCCAAUGACACAAAUUUCACGAACGGAACUCUUCGUAAGACCUUGUCUACUGUUACAGCUUCCCUCUCCCUCAUGGGAUCCUUCACAAUCUUUAUCACGUUCUGGAUGUUGCCCGACUUGCGAACUACAGCUCGCAGAAUGAUCAUGUUUAUAACAAAUGAAUAAAGGGGUAAGUUUCUAAAGAAACUGUGGUGCUGCGUCGGUGGGAGAGUAUAGCAGGUAAUUUAGUGUUAACAACUGGGUUGAAAACGUAAAUUAGCCACCGUAAAGAGUAAAAAAGCUGACGUUUCGAGCGUUAGCCCUUCGUCAGAGCCCUUCGUCAGUCGCCGAUUUCCUAUUUGCUGGCACAACCAUCAUAGAUUAUUUGGAAGACACAUCGGGAUCAACAGGUUAUUUCGUUCCAACACUUGAGAUGACACUACCACGAAUUAUGGCGCUUGUUUCAUCGCUUAUUUGGACAGUUCAUUUGUCCUUCUUUUUUUACUUAACAAUUUAUAGAAGAAUUUCCAUGAAAUCAGAAAGAUUGUUUUUAAUGUUUUUCACGUAACGGCUUGGGGAGUACCUUUUGUGAUCACUGCGGUUGCUUAUUUCUUCAAUAGUUAAGUUAACUAUUGGCAGACCUUGAAACUGGGUACAAGUGCUAGAUCCGGAAUGAAAAAACUUGGCAGACAAUGUGCAUCUGGACAACUAUUACAGGAGAAGGCUGGGCCAUCAUGACAUGCAUCACCAUGACUGUGUUCUACCUACUGGUCAAGCAGCACAUAAGAAGAGAGCUAUUAAAAAAAACUUCAAUAAGGUCAAAAAAAUUUGAUUGAAAUGGUGCUCAGAGAAAUAGGUUAAUUUUGCACUUAAGCUGGGUGGCCCAUCCAAGUGGAGCCAAUCCUGGUUUCUGUUGCAUGAAGCCAGAAGGGUGCCAAUCCAUCUCAGGGUUAUCCUAAUAAGCUUUUGUCAGGCUUUUACAAUAGUUUGCCAAUAAUCAUUUCUUUAUGUCCCCAAGAGGAGACAAGCAUGGGGAGAGUUCAAUAUGCAUAGUAUCUAAUUUCUUCUUACAUUAUAACCCUUAUAUCAAAAUCAAAUCAAAUUAAAAAAACAAAUUCUCUCAGCCAUUAGCUCAAAAAAAAUGUUUAGAGAACAGUAUGGAGUAUAUGCAUACUGAUGUUAGAGUGUAAAGCAGUAAGAUAAGUUUAAUGCCAAAAAAAUAUAACAUAAUAACCCAGUCAGCACUCCAAUUGGGACUUCUUUGUCAAGUCUUCAGAGCAUUACCCAGUAGCUGGGCUAAAUUUCAUUCCACUGAGGAUAUGAAUGAGAUGAGAUUCCUAUCACUUUAUUGGUAUACACAUCAGUCAAUGUAGUGGGUAAAUUUACACCUUUAACCCUUUAACUCCUAAGAUCUGAUUGUUAAUUCUCCCCUCUAGCUGCUACACAUUUCCUUGUUAAUAAGUUGGGAGAAUUUGGUUUUAGAUCAAGAUAACAACUACCUGAUACAUUUGAGUAUUCACAUCACCUGUUUGUUGAAUAGUGCAUGGAUAUUGUAGGGAGAAAUUACUUAUUAAUCACUUCUGGGAGUUAAAGGGUUUACUUAAUACUGGUAACUAGUAACUUGGUUCUCUUUCUCAGACUCUGCCUACACUCUUUCACUUAGCACCUGUAGUUCCCUUUUUCUCUUUGCUCACCUCAUGAUCAGUCUAGCUGGCAGAGCUACAUUGUAAUGAACAAUUUCUUUUCUCUUUUUUUAGCUGAAGUCAAGAUUUUCUCCAGGAAGCACAUUUUUAACAUGGAAAUCUGCUCAUGUUGCAAGAAUGAUGGACUCCAAAUUAACAUUUAUUCCCAUGAUAUUUAUCCUGGAGUGUAUUUGGGGAACCAUAUGAUUUUUCCUCCUUGUAACACAUUUUCACAAUCAUGGAAAGGAAAAUUUUACUUUACAGUGGCUUGAAAUUCUUCAUGUAAAUAACACUGCCCUAUACUAUCACUGAAACACUGAUUGAUGGACCGGUAAUAUUCUUGUAUUAUUCGAUGCAUCAGUAAGAUUUAAUUGCUUAAUUAUAAACAUAUAGUAUUCUUUAUGCUCUGAAGAGUUUGCAGACCCUGAUUGUUUGAAGAUUGGAUGACACUAUCCACUGGGUAAAUCUCUGUCUGUUGGACAGUGCAGUGCCUUUUGCAAUCACUUAUCUGCUAUGUGAGAAACCUGCUUGUUGAUUUGAAAACCCAGUGGUUGUCUAUAAAAGCCAAUUCCACAUAUCUCAAAUAUGUGCUUUUGUAUUUACCCAAAUUUGUGGUGUGUAGCCACUAUAGUUUUUUUUCAGUUUGGUGGGGAAAGGAGAGGGGGGCUGCUUCUUAACCCUUAGUCCCCAAUGAGGUACUUGCAUCUAAUUUCUCUUCACAAUAUCCCCCCUGAAUCACACAUUUAGGACACAAGAAUAGUUGGAAAUGAUCACCAACUAAACAAACUCUUGAUUGUUGAACAAAUUCUUCCUGUCAGUACCUUAGGAAAUGUAUAGAAAAUAGUACAGAGAAUAUGCACAGUGAUGUUAGAGUAGAAAGGGUUAAUGUAUAAACCAAGUUCUAACUUUUACUUUGUAUGUUUUUCUUCUAUGGCAUUGGGAUUAACAGCCAAGGAUUUACAAAUUUCAUCUUGUUUGUCUGGUGUACCACAAAGAUAAGAGAAAAGUUAAAAAUGGGGUGUGUUCAUUGCCUGUCACUUUUUUGCAGAUGUCAUAAAAGAGAUCAAUCAGUAAUUAGCAGAGAGAGGUUUUAUAAAACAUUUAAUGAUGAAUAGAUACUGUCAGCGCUCAUGCUCUGUAGUUGCCUGAAUUACAUUAUAUACUUGUCAUUUAGUUAUAUGUCUGAGUUCUUUUCCAAGAACUAACAGUUAUGAGAAAUGUGUAGUUACUGGAAUUUUUCACAGUUGUUUGGUCAGAAGAAAGAUUCUUUUUUCCUCUUAAUUGGAGUAUGUUGUUAUUAUUUAUUCUUGUGUAUGUUUUUCCCAUAUUAAAAUGAAAAACUUUAAUUUAUUGCUUUAAAGCAUUGCCAUACCUCAGGGAACAGUUAUACUUAUGAAUUAUAUCAAUUAAAGCUGUGAAUAAAGUUCAAUACCAGUGGGGAA